AUGCGUGCCACAAUUCAGAGAAAUUACCAAAGAGUGCCAAGUCAAGAUUCUGAGGUUGUGGAAAAAUCUCCUGGCUUGUCAACAUCUAAAGCUGCUAUAAUAGUUGGAUUUAUAUUUUUAUCUUCCAUUAUUGCAUUAGGAUUUGUAUAUAGACAAUUUCCUGACCUAGAAGAGAAUGAAAGACAACAUUUAAAGUUACCAUGGGAUCUUGAAGAUGCUAAACAUUUAGGUCUUGUUUUAGACAGAUAUAAGGACAAGUACUUUUAUGAAGUACUACUAGGAGUAUUUUUAGUGUACAUAUUUCUGCAAACUUUUGCAAUUCCAGGAUCCUUAUUUCUGAGUAUACUUUCAGGAUUUCUAUUUCCAUUUUACUUUGCUUUACUACUUGUAUGUUGCUGUUCUGCAAUCGGAGCAAGUUUAUGUUUCUUUUUAUCUAAUAUACUUGGUAAAAAGGUAGUGAAGAAAUUCUUUCCUGAGCGAGCAGCACAGUGGUCAAAGGCUGUUGAGAAGCACAAAAACAAUUUGCUCAAUUAUAUGAUAUUCUUAAGGGUAACACCAUUCUUACCAAACUGGUUCAUAAAUUUGACUGCACCCGUAAUUGGUGUACCACUGUUUCCAUUUGCAUUGGGGACCUUUAUUGGUGUAGCACCACCAUCCUUCGUUGCAAUUCAAGCGGGUCAAACCUUACACACAUUGACCUCAACACGAGACGCGUGGUCUUGGACUUCAGUCACAGUGCUAUCACUUUUUGCUAUCAUAUCACUUAUACCAGUUUUGCUCAAGCAGAAGCUAAAGGAAAAAUUUGAAUGA
Molecule: messenger RNA, 810 nt
Organism: Leptosia nina
Lineage: Eukaryota; Metazoa; Arthropoda; Insecta; Lepidoptera; Pieridae
Source: the annotation of a GenBank genome assembly